UGUUUUCUGUUGGCAGCAUUGGAAAGCUUUGAUGAAAAGCUUUCCUUCUGUCAUCUUGGCAACUGUCAAAAAUAAAUAAUGUCCUUUUCCUGUAAUUAACAUUAAUUAACAACAACAUUAACAACAACAAAAACGCUAUGAUUAAAAUGAUAUAAAAGAUUUUUCUAAUUAGUGAGGAUAAUGUCGGGAGGCGACAAAAAACGUAAACAUACGCGGUCCCAGGGCUGGGAACCCGCAGGUUCCGAAUUUUACCAAGAAAGUUACCCCAUGGAUGCUGAAGAAAUAAUGCCUCAGGACCCAAAACAUUUGGCAACCCUUUUACCCAGUAAACAAUCUAGAGCAGGGGCCACAUUAAGACUAAGAACCUAUGACCAAAGGACAGCCACAACUAGAAGAUGGCAGGCUACAAAUCAAACACAAAAAGAUUCAACUGAUACAGCACAACAUCGCAGACCCUCUCAGGGUGAAGUACAAGUUUCAAUGUUGCCAGAUUUGUCACAGAAUUUGUCAAAUGAGCAGUCGACAUGGGAAGAGGUCAUGCUAAUUAAAGCUAUGCCCAUUCCUAUGGAUGAGAAAAAGAAACUUAAGGAAAAGAUUCUGAAUCAGCCAAAUUUGAGGCUGCAAGGCUACGAGCAAUUCAAGUGGAAAAGGCGGAAAGCUUGGGAUCACACUAUGAUCAGGGUAAACGAAAUGUUUACAAAAGUUGAACUUUGGAGACAAUCUUUGAAACACAUUGAAGGUAACUUUGGUACGGGUGUUGUGGCAUACUUCCUCCUAUUGAAGUGGAUGUUUUUCCUCAACUUGACAAUAUUCAUUAGCAUAUUUUUGUUUAUAACCCUACCCACAAUACUAUUAAAGGACUCACAAGGAUGUACUGAGAUUAAAGAUUUAGUAAAUAACGCCAGCUAUUCUACGGAUUCAGUGGAUUUUAAUUUUUUGGAUUUAUUUCAAGGCACAGGCAUUGUGGAAGAUACCGCCUUGUUUUACGGUUUUUACCCCAACGAAACUUAUUGCUACUUGGUGAAUAACACCAAGUUAUACUACAACUUACCGCUGGCAUACCUGCUUAUAACACUUCUGUACUUUUUGUUGUCGCUAAUAAACAUUGUAAAGUCGGCGGCGCGCGGUUUCAGAGAGCGGUUGAUCGAGAGCGAGGGUCAGUUCUACCAAUAUUGCAACUUGAUUUUCGGCGGCUGGGAUUUCUGCAUUCACAACCAAGCCUCCGCCGAUAUAAAACACAAGGCGUUGUACAACGAGAUCAAAGCCACCUUGGAAACGGACAAAUCCGAGGAAGAACGACAGAACAGGACGAGAGGGGAGAGAUACGUCAUCAUAUUCUGGCGAAUGACGGCGUUUUUGGUCACCGUAGCCGUCUGGGGCUUUUCGGGUGCGGCCAUUUAUUUCGUUUUCGACAUCUCCACUAGGGAGCUAGAGAAGGAGAUCGACGAUAAGUUUAUUCAGUUCGUUUACCAAUUUCUGCCGUCCUUUUGCAUUGUGCUGCUGAACAUGAUUGUCCCGCAAAUAUUCAAGAGAAUCGUCGUUUUCGAGAAAUACUGCCCCGCUAACGCGUUAACUUUCACUUUGCUGCGCUCCGUGGGCUUGCGUUUAGCCUCUCUAUUCGUUUUGUAUUACUCGUUGUUCUCCAAAGUCACCUGCCACAACAAAGAGAACUGCACUGAGAUGGAGUGCUGGGAGAACUACGUGGGCCAAAACAUUUACAAGUUGUUGUGGACCGAUUUCGCCACGCACGUGUUCACGACGUUCUUCCUGAACUUCCCCAGAGCCCUGCUCGCCAAGCAUUGCAACAAUAAAGUCUUCAAGGCGUUGGGCCAACAAACUUUCGAGCUUCCCAAAAACGUUCUGGACGUCGUCUACUCUCAAACUCUGUGCUGGUUCGGGUUUUUCUACGCCCCGCUGCUGUCCGCCAUGGCUUCCCUAGCGUUCUUCCUCAUCUUCUACAUCAAAAAGUUCGCCUGCAUGAACAACAGCACACCCAGCGCGGUCGUUUACAGAGCCUCCCGCUCGAACUCGAUGUUCAUGAGCGUUCUGCUGUUUUCGUUCGUGUGCGCCCUCCUGCCCAUAGCCUUCUCGGUCUCGGAGAUGACGCCCUCUACGAUGUGCGGGCCUUUUAGCGAGCACGCCUCCGUGUGGCAGCUCAUAGUCCAAAUAUUCUCGUACACUCCCGACGUCAUAAAGACGGUCGGGCAUUUCGUCACCACUGCCGGGUUCGCCAUUCCGAUGUUCGUCGUGUUGUUCCUGCUGCUUUACUAUUAUAACGCCAUUAACGCGGCCAACCGGCACAUGGUGACUGUCCUCAAAAAUCAGCUCGUUCUCGAAGGUCACGACAAGCAGUUUUUGCUCAACAGAUUGAGCAUGUUUAUCAAGGAGAACCAGAAAAAGGAGAGGCACCGAAACGCGGACUAUUACGAGAAUACGCAACACAGAAAUAUAUCCAGUAGCAAUUAGUAUGUGGCUUAUAGCGAUAAAUAGAUUACAGAUAUUUUUUGAGAAAAAGAAAAUACAUUUCAAUGAUUAGCAUAGGCGUAAAAGAGCUUAUUUAUUUUUAAAGUUAUUAUUUUUGCAUUUUGUUUUUUAAUUUGUGACUAAAAUAUUCAACCUUAAUAGGGUUGUUUUUGAAUUUAUAUGCUCCCACGGGCUGAAAAUUUGAGCUCUAUGGAAAUAACAGGAAAAAAUGUUUGCAUUCUUUGAAAUUUUAUGGGACAAAAUUACCGUAAAUAUUGAAAAAUAUAUUUUGUAGAGAAUUAAAAGCGCUCAUAUGUUAAUUUAACUUCAAAGUUUAAUUUAUAUAAAAUAUGAUUCUGUCAAGUAUACUUAUACAUAGCUACAAAAU
This is a messenger RNA of Brassicogethes aeneus, 2851 nucleotides long. Lineage: Eukaryota; Metazoa; Arthropoda; Insecta; Coleoptera; Nitidulidae. The record is from the annotation of a GenBank genome assembly.